Molecule: messenger RNA, 1186 nt
Organism: Olea europaea var. sylvestris
Lineage: Eukaryota; Viridiplantae; Streptophyta; Magnoliopsida; Lamiales; Oleaceae
Product: hydroxymethylglutaryl-CoA synthase
Exons: 9
Coding region: 261-1184 (307 amino acids)
Biological process (GO): acetyl-CoA metabolic process
Molecular function (GO): hydroxymethylglutaryl-CoA synthase activity
Source: RefSeq, a predicted model, not a curated record
CCCUUCACCAACACCAGCAUUCUUUGGCAUGCUUUUUCUUCCCCUCUGCGAAUUUCCUGCAUUCCGCUCCCCUCUUUUCUCGCUGUAGCUUUAUUAACUAGUUUAAAAUCACACAACACUCCCCUCCCCCGUGACCCCCAAAAAAAAAUAUAUAUAUAUAUAUUCUUUUAUUCCUUUUUACAAGUUUUUAUUUUCGAUCUACUCGUUUGUUUUUGUUCCUACGAACCCUUUUUGUUUUUGCUGAGGUUAAGAAAGGCGAAAUGAAUUCACAGCCAAAAAAUGUUGGAAUUCUAGCCAUGGAAAUUUACUUCCCUCCCACUUGCAUCCAGCAGGAAGUGUUGGAGGCUCAUGAUGGAGCAAGCAAAGGGAAAUACACUAUUGGUCUUGGACAAGAUUGCAUGGCAUUUUGUGAUGAAGUUGAAGAUGUCAUUUCAAUGAGUAUGACAGCUGUCACGUCCCUUCUUGAGAAGUAUGGGAUUGACCCAAAACAGAUUGGUCGUCUGGAAGUUGGAAGUGAGACUGUGCUAGACAAGAGCAAAUCCAUCAAGACAUUCUUGAUGCCAAUCUUUGAGAAACAUGGAAAUACUGACAUAGAAGGUGUUGACUCAACAAACGCAUGCUACGGGGGAACUGCAGCAUUAUUCAACUGUGUCAACUGGGUAGAAAGUAAUUCGUGGGAUGGACGCUAUGGACUGGUUGUCUGCACAGAUAGUGCGGUCUACGCAGAUGGACCUGCUAGGCCUACUGGAGGAGCUGCUGCUAUUGCCAUGCUAAUAGGGCCUAAUGCUCCUAUUGUAUUUGAAAGCAAGCUCAGAGCAAGUCAUAUGGCUCAUGUCUACGAUUUCUACAAGCCAAAUCUUGCUAGUGAAUAUCCAGUUGUUGAUGGCAAGCUUUCUCAGACUUGUUAUCUCAUGGCCCUCGAUUCUUGUUACAAAAGCUUCUGUACCAAGUAUGAAAAAUUGGAGGGCAAGCAGUUUUCAGUAUCUGAUGCUGACUACUUUGUAUUUCAUUCUCCUUAUAACAAGCUUGUACAAAAGAGCUUUGCUCGUCUGUUGUUCAAUGAUUUUUCGAGAAAUGCCAGCUCCAUUGAUGAGGCUGCUAAAGAAAAACUGGCCCCAUUCUCAUCUUUAACUAUCAAUGAAAGCUAUGAUAGUCGUGAUCUUGAGAAGGUAUUAAUCCCUUAAAA